This is a messenger RNA of Cutaneotrichosporon cavernicola, 1065 nucleotides long. RefSeq lists its product as uncharacterized. The transcript has 2 exons. Gene Ontology annotation, molecular function: zinc ion binding; alcohol dehydrogenase (NADP+) activity. Gene Ontology annotation, biological process: alcohol metabolic process. The coding region runs from base 1 to 1065 and encodes 354 amino acids. The record is from RefSeq and is a predicted model, not a curated record. NCBI's taxonomy places the organism in Eukaryota, Fungi, Basidiomycota, Tremellomycetes, Trichosporonales, Trichosporonaceae.
AUGGCCGCUCCUACCAAUAACAUGGCUCGCGGGUACGCCGUCACCGACCCCAAGAAUUACCUCGACUUCCAAGUUAAGGAGUACGAGCUCGAGCCGCUCGCCGACGACCGCAUCACUGUCGCUGUCGAGUGCUGUGGUGUUUGCGGGUCUGACCACCACACCAUCUCGGGCGGGUGGGGGCCUUGGGAGACCAAGUUUGUCGUUACGGGUCACGAGGUCGUCGGCAAGGUCGUCGAGAUCGGCAAGGACGUUACCUCGGUCAAAGUUGGCGACAGGGUUGGUGUUGGCGCGCAGGUCGGGUCAUGUGGCGACUGCAAGUGGUGCAAGAACGACAACGAGAACUACUGCCCUACCCCCGUCCACGGGUACAACACGCUUUGGCCCGGCGGCGCCGAGCACCAGGGCGGAUACAGCACCCACAUCCGCGCGCAGGAGCUCUUCGUCUUCCCGAUCCCCGACGCUGUCCCCUCGGUCGAGGCGGCUUCGAUGCUCUGUGGUGGCCUGACCGUCUUCUCUCCUCUCGUCCGUAACGGCGUGAAGAAGGGGUCCAAGGUCGGUGUCGUCGGCCUCGGAGGUCUGGGACACUACGCCGUUCUCUUCGGCGUCGCCCUCGGUGCAGAAGUGACCGUCUUCUCCCGCUCUGACGCCAAGAAGGCUGACGCGCUCAAGAUGGGUGCCAAGGCCUUUGUGGCCACCGACCCCGGCUUCGAGAAGGGACACUUCCGCGAGUUCGACGUCAUCAUCUGCUGCGCGAGCAGCAGCAGCCUUCCCAUCGACGAGCUGCUCACCUGCCUCGACGUCGGGUGCAAGUUCGUGUUUGUCGGCAUGCCUGAGGAGGGGAUCAAGAACAUCACGUCCCAGAGCAUGGCUGGCAGCGGAGUCGCCCUCGGGUCCAGCCACAUCGGGUGCCGUACCGAGGCGCUCCGUAUGCUCGAGAUCGCGGCGGAGCAGAAGGUCAAGCCCUGGAUCGAGCUUAUGCCUAUGAAGGACGCGGCUAAGGCCAUCCAGGCCGUCGAGGACGGCUCGGUGCGCUACCGCACCAUCUUGACCCAGGACCUCGUUUAA